This is a messenger RNA of Amorphotheca resinae ATCC 22711, 984 nucleotides long. RefSeq lists its product as hypothetical. The record is from RefSeq and is a predicted model, not a curated record. The coding region runs from base 400 to 897 and encodes 165 amino acids. NCBI's taxonomy places the organism in Eukaryota, Fungi, Ascomycota, Leotiomycetes, Helotiales, Amorphothecaceae. The transcript has a single exon.
GUAUUCCAACUGGGCGCUCAGCGAGAGUGUGACGGUUCGGAGGACGGUGCCCAAAGCAGCGGGGCUGAUGUGCGAGAGGGAUAGAGGACGGCCGUCUGGUCGCGGGAAGCAGGGAAAAGAUAGAUUGCCGAUAUUCGAGGGGCGACGGAAGAAGAGAAGGACGGAGAGAUUCGGGAUAUUAGGAUCCAGUAGCACGGCGCCGUGUUGUGCUAUGUGUUUCGUGAUUAUUGUAGAUGAGAGGUCUUGAUAUGAGGAGCAAGGGAAUAAUAAGCCCCGGAUGCACUGGAUUGGGCCGGUCGCUUAUUGCUGAUUAUUAUACGUGGUGCGGGUGCAAUCCGCUACCACGUAAUACUCGAGGGUACGGGAAGGUACAUAAUCCAAGGCGGGUCGCUCCAUAUUAUGCAAGGUACUUCAAAGUAUUAUAAAGUACUGCAAAGUACCAUGAUGUCCUCCCUCACAAACCCCCCCCUCUGUACAGGAUCGGUCGAUCGCUGUUCAUUUCACUUCACGGCCAUUGGCACUUCCCCCACCCCAUGUCUGUGUCUGCUUGCAUCGUCGACUCGAUUCGAUUCGACAUCAACACACAGACGGUACGCCGAUAUCCAUGACCACCUGGUUGGAUCCGCCAAUGUUCUCCUCGACGGCCCGAUCGGCCAUCAGGCCCAGCUGCCCGCCACGGAUCUGUUCCCCCCGUCUGGUCUAAACACUCCUAACAAUCAUUACUGUGUUCGCCUUCUCAGCGUCAAUCAGGUUCAGCUGCCCUUGCAUGCAACCGUGAGACAUCGUCCCAAACCAAUGCAUCUUCUUCUCCUUCGGACAAGCCCCCCCGUGUGCCAUCAUCCAUGCCUCAAGUCAAUACACUGCCGGGACCCCCAUCUCCAUCCCCUGCACACCUGAAUGCCAUCGUCCCGCCGUGCGUCUAGCUGUCACUAGAGCGUUCGAUGGCUUCAUGUAUGCCUCUGCCCCGGCCCCCUUGCCUCUUCU